AUGCCGUCCGCGUCCCCUGUUAACCCCGACAAACGCGACCCGAACCGAGAGGCUGCCCGCCGCCCGCCCGGCUGGUACCUGGCGUACCAUCGACACGUGAGACCGCGCCUGUGGCUGUGCCCGGUAACGCUGUACGCUGUGUACCUGUGCGGCGCCGUGCGCCUGUCGUGGAAAGCGUCGGACGACUGGUGCUCGGAGCCUCGGUUCCAGGCGCUGGUGACGCUCACCCUGUGCUCGGUCUGGGCGCUGCUGCAGGUGGCGCGGCUCGCAGGUCGUCUUUACCGCAAACGUGGUGCCAGGAUCGAGCAUGCGCUCGACCAGGCCGCCGAACAAGGAUGGGCCGCAGUCUUCUGGUGCGUGCUGUACGCCCUGCUCAUUGGCUGCGUCGUGGUGGACAGCCUGCCUGACAUGCACCGCAUCUGGUCCGCCUUGGGCGUCGGGGCCAUAGUCGCCAUCUGCUACAUCUUCUCGUGCGAGAGGCGCAAGAUUGCUUGGCACGUGGUGCUGUCCGGCAUUGUGCUGCAGUUCGUGCUGGGCACCGUCAUGAUCCGCUCGUCGGUGGGACACGGCGUGGUGACGUGCCUGGGCACAAAGUUGAAGGCGGUGAUCAACUACUCGCGGGUGGGCGCCCAGUUCACGUUCGGCCACGCGGCCACGGGCGUCAUCGGCGAAGCGACGCCGCGGCAACCGCACGUCUUCGCCUUCCACAUCAUGACCAUGACCGUGUUCUUCUCCUUCCUGAUGUCCCUGGUCGCCUUCUACGGCUGUCUGCGCAAACUCAUUCUGUCCAUUGCCACCUCACUUCGCUGGAGCACUGGCGUGUCGCCGUGCGACGCCCUCUGCGUCGCCACAAACAUCGUCGCCGCGCAGAACGACCUGCCGUGGAUCCUGCGCGGCUACGUGGGCGACAUGACGCUGUCCCAGCUGCACACGGCAAUGGCGUCGGGGUUCGGCAGCCUAUCUGCAGCCACAUUCGCAGCCCUUAUCAGCUACGAGGUGGACGUGGCCUCCCUCAUCAGUGCGUGCGUUAUGUCGGCGCCCGCAGUGCUGGUCACCUCCAAGAUGCUUCUGCCAGAAAUCGAGCACCCGGAUGGCGCCUUCGAGUUCCUUCUCAGGCUGAAAAGAGCUAAGCUGACACGCAGUGAGUGGCCGCGCACCCUGCUGUUCUAUGCACGCAGCCGACAGGAGAAAAAUUGGCUGGAGGCGUCGCUGUACGCCAUACGCAACAACGUGCGCGUGCUGGCGCUGAUGUGCGUCAAUCUGCUCGGCAUCAUCGCCUUCCUGGACCUGCUGAACGCUGCGCUGGUCCAGGCCACCGAGACGGUCGGAUGCAUGGUGAGCUUUCCUGGUGUAACCACAAGCGAGCACCAGCAGUGGCUGAAUCGGCUCCAGCUCCAACCUCCGCUUUUCACCAGUGCUGAGGCGAAGCUCAUACUUCCUACAUGUGAGAGGCGUAACAAGGGAUAA
Molecule: messenger RNA, 1467 nt
Organism: Dermacentor silvarum
Lineage: Eukaryota; Metazoa; Arthropoda; Arachnida; Ixodida; Ixodidae
Product: solute carrier family 28 member 3-like
Exons: 8
Coding region: 1-1467 (488 amino acids)
Biological process (GO): nucleoside transmembrane transport
Cellular component (GO): membrane
Molecular function (GO): nucleoside:sodium symporter activity
Source: RefSeq, a predicted model, not a curated record